Messenger RNA from Maniola jurtina (meadow brown), 2419 nucleotides. It is a transcript of the gene scf, whose product is annotated as calumenin-B. The transcript is spliced from 7 exons. Gene Ontology annotation, cellular component: endoplasmic reticulum. Bases 218 to 1183 code for a protein of 321 amino acids. The record is from RefSeq and is a predicted model, not a curated record. NCBI's taxonomy places the organism in Eukaryota, Metazoa, Arthropoda, Insecta, Lepidoptera, Nymphalidae. Gene Ontology annotation, molecular function: calcium ion binding.
GUCACUUGUCAUUUUUUCAUCUCCAUCUCGGAUCUGCAGCUGGGGGCGUUUGGUGUAUUGUUCUAUCGAGAAUCCCUAAUCAAAACGGGAAUCGGGAACAAAGCGUUAUUAAAAAUCUGUGCCAAGUUACGUGGAAGUUGUUGACGUGGCCGAUUCCAACAAGCCGGCGGAAAUAUCAGCAUAUUACCUACUAAAAGUGUAUUAACUAUCACACAAAAUGCUGACCACCCUAUUCAUAGCACUGGCGAUAACAGCCGUGAUUGCGGGCGUUCCCAACCCUGACGAGUCCAAGCGUAUGAUGGACCACCUCUCCGAUGCAGAGCAUUACAGGAAUGAGCACCAUAACAAGCAGUUUGAUCACGACGCUUUCCUCGGGGAAGACCAGGCUAAGACCUUUGAUCAGCUUCCACCUGAAGAGAGUAAAAGAAGAUUGGGAAUAAUCGUAGACAAGAUAGAUGCAGACAAAGAUGGGUUUGUCUCUCUCGUGGAGCUGAAGGAUUGGAUCCGGUACACUCAGAAGCGGUACAUCGAGGAGGAUGUGGAGCGACACUGGAAGCAGCAUAACCCUAACAACGAGGACCUUAUUACUUGGGAGACAUACAAGAAAAAUGUGUAUGGGAUCAUGAAUGAGAUGACUGAGAACGAGCUCAGGAACACGGAGGGCUUCACUUACUCUAACUUGCUCAAGAGGGACAGGAGGCGGUGGGUGUAUGCUGACGGCGACCAAGACGACGCCUUAAACAGGACGGAAUUCGCUGGUUUCCUUCACCCUGAGGACCACGGCAACAUGAGGGACGUCGUUGUUCUGGAGACCCUCGAAGACAUCGACAAAGACAAGGACGGCAAGGUGUCUCUAGAAGAGUAUAUCGGGGACAUGUACAAGCCGGAGGAAGGCGAGAGCGUCGACGAUGAACCCGAUUGGGUCAAGCAGGAGCGGGAGCAGUUCACUGGUUACAGAGAUUCAAACAAAGACGGUUUCAUGGACGAGCACGAGGUCAAAGACUGGAUCGCGCCGCCGGAGUUCGACCACGCGGAGGCGGAGGCGAGGCACCUCGUGUUCGAGGCGGACGCGGACGCGGACGAGAAGCUCAGCAAGCCGGAGAUCUUGGACAAGUACGACCUCUUCGUGGGCUCGCAGGCCACGGACUUUGGCGAAGCGCUGGCGAGGCACGACGAGUUCUAGAAAUCUUCCGGAUGAUCCUGAAUUUUUACGGAAUAUUCUGCAAUAUUCCAUUAUAUUCUAGAAUGUUCUUUAAAUAAUCCAGAUUUAUGUUAAGAGGCGUCGUGUACGUAGUGCAAAAAACAGGACUGUCACUUUGUUUUUAAGGAACAAGCACAAGGUCAAAGAAGACAAAAUGUUCCCGAAUACUCCAGAAUAGUCUAGAAUAUUCCGUAGUAUGACAGAAUUGUGUAGGGAGUAGUGUAAGUAGCGUGGGAAAACCUCGCACACGAUUGUUCCUGUACUUUUUUUAAACGAGGUCCACCUCCUACAAAAAGUCACGCUGUGUGGAAAAAUCACGCGAUCAAAAAAGGCAUAAGUGCGUAUCCUACGUCCUUAACAUAGGUUGUUCAAAUCUUAUUAUUAGUAGGAGGCACUUUCAUCAUAAUCCAAGGCCAGUGUUCAUAAUUUUUUUUUGCGAGUGGAAAAAUGCGUGCCACAUUCUGCUUGUGUUGUAUUGAAAUGUAAGGUUAUCAAGGCGGACAAAACUUCGCCAUACGCGAGCAUUUUUCCGCGCGUUCGCUACACUGCCUCGUUUAUGCGGAAUUUAGGCAACUUUAACUGUCACUUGUUAUAUAACUGUCACUUCUUUACUAAUUUCGCAGAACCGAGCGGAAUUCCUGCUCAGUUUUAUCGCUUAGUGUUUGAUGCGGAAUUCAGUUUGCAAAUCCUACAUUUCUUAGGUUGAGAUCUAUAGAGCGUACUUUGCUUAAGUUUCAGUUAAAACGGGACAGAUGUAUGUCUCAUUAUAACGCUGUCUCGUUUUAACCUUCUCUUAAGUCUGAGCAAAGUCAAAGUACACUGUAUAGAUGUGAUGUCAGCUUCGACUAACUUGUAAAAUUCUUGCAUUUUUAAAGCGCAUUUUCAUACUAUGUUUUAUGAAAAAGCUAUAUCGGUCGUCCAUACAUAUUUUUGAUAUAUUUGCCAUAUUACAUUAUUUAAUUAAUUUACUACUUAGUAGCUUUUAUGCCGGAUCUAAAUUUUUUUUGUGUAUUUUAUGUAUGUAUAUCUGAUUUGAGAUAAUAAUGUUUACAUUCCUGUGAUUUCAUUUUCUCAUUUUUUAACUUCAAGCAAUUAACAACUGCCUAACUUAAUACAAUAGAGUUAAGUAAUUCUUGUUUAAACUUAUAACUUAAUAGAUUCCAAAAAUGUAAACAAUCUUACUGAAUCUCUUAUAAAAGAAAUUACUAUUUACUUAAU